Messenger RNA from Onthophagus taurus, 1621 nucleotides. Lineage: Eukaryota; Metazoa; Arthropoda; Insecta; Coleoptera; Scarabaeidae. The record is from RefSeq and is a predicted model, not a curated record.
CGUUGAGUGUUAUCGAUGGAUAUUGAGAAUACGAAUGAAGAAGCUGAAGAUAAUUUAAAUGAUGAACAACAAUCUGAUAUAUUUUUAUUAGAAAAUAGUUUUCGUUAUCAGAUACUUUCCAUAGAUUUGAGCGAUAUUGGUGAUGAUAUCAAUUUAAACGACGAAAAUCGAACGUUUGAAAUAAAGCAAAGAAAAGAGGGUUUCAAUAAAAACUUAGCGAUAGCCGUAGGAGCUGCAGCUUUAGGAUCAGCUUUUCAACAUGGUUACAACACAGGUGUCAUCAAUAAUCCUCAAGAAGUAAUUAUGAAUUUUACAUCGUCCGUCUUGCAAAAACGAAAUGGUGAACAUCCAACGGAAACGGCACUCACCUUAAUAUGGUCUAUAACGGUUUCUAUUUAUUGUGUGGGAGGAAUGAUAGGUGGCGCAAUAACAGGUUACGUCGCGAAUACAUUUGGAAGAAAAAAGGGUCUUUUAAUGAAUAACAUCAUAGUUUUCUUGGCCGCUUUAUUAGAAGGGGUCUCGAAAUCGGCGAAUUCAUUCGAAAUGAUUAUUUUCGGGCGCUUUUUAAUCGGGAUUAAUUCUGGUUUAAAUGCCGGAUUAGCUCCGAUGUAUCUCUCGGAAAUAUCGCCUGUUAAUCUUCGUGGUGCCAUCGGAUCCGUUUACCAAUUAGUUAUUACAAUUUCGAUUUUAAUCGCUCAAAUCUUGGGGAUCAAUUCGAUAUUAGGAAAUGAUGCUAUGUGGCCAGUUUUGUUGGCAAUCACGGCUUUACCGGCAUUGCUUCAAUUAGCUAUUCUACCUUUAUGUCCAGAAUCCCCGAAAUACCUUUUAUGCACUAAACAGAAACAAACUGAAGCUCAAAAAGCAUUGAUUUGGUUGAGAAGUUCGCCAUCAGUUCAACAAGAAAUGGAUGAAAUGCAACAGGAAGCACAAACAUUAAAAAUGAUUCAAAAAGUUACUUUAAGAGAAUUAAUCGUUCAACCCGCUUUGAGAAUUCCGUUGAUUAUUUCUAUUGUGCUUAUGAUAGCACAACAACUUAGUGGGAUUAAUGCUGUCAUUUUUUAUUCAACGGAAAUAUUUAAAAGUUCGGGACUUACGAUAGAAGCAGCUAGUUAUGCAACUUUAGCCAUUGGAUUUAUAAACGUCGUUAUGACUGUGAUUUCAUUAAUAUUAGUUGAAAAGGCUGGGAGGAAAACUUUAUUACUCAUAGGAUUUGGUGGAAUGUCUAUUGUUACAUUAUUAUUAUCAAUCGCUCUUCAAUAUCAUAAUGUACAAGCUGUUAGUUAUUUAUCAAUUUUCUUAGUGGUGCUUUUUAUAAUUUUAUUUGCAACGGGACCAGGUUCAAUUCCAUGGUUUAUAGUAUCAGAAUUGUUUAAUCAGUCGUCGAGACCAACGGCGACAUCUCUAGCUGUAACUGUAAACUGGAUUGCAAAUUUCUUCGUUGGAAUCGGAUUUUUACCAUUAAAAAAUAUCAUUGGGGCACACGUUUUUAUUAUUUUUACUGUUAUUUUAGUACUUACUGUCGUUUUUACUUAUCGCAAAGUUCCUGAAACAAAAAAUAAAACGAUGGAGGAAAUAUCUACGCUGUUUAGACAACAGUCUUAUCAAUAAAACAUAGUUUUAA